AUGGCCACCACCGCCGCCAGAGUACGCACCCGCAAACAACAUGUGUUUCGCUCCGUCUUCCCGCCCGAUGCCUUGCAGCCGAGACACGCUGCCAGCCACAGCGGAAGCAGUGCACACGGUUCUGCGGCUGUGACUGGCCGACGGACGCGUGGCAAUCAUUCUACUUCUACCCAGCAAUCGUCGUCCACUGUUGUCAGCGAUCAGCUGCGGUGGGAUCGUGCCUGGCAUGUAGUCACCUCACGCAUUCAACUCCCUACGUCUGUGGCCGUCGAAGAUUCCUUUGGUGCUCUGGUGCCCGAAUCCCAGGAUCUCGAUGUGACCUUUUACGAUUCUCUAACCCUUGUCUUGGAUCCUGCUGCUACCGUCCCGCAAGCUGCUCACACUGAGGACAUCUUGCUGUGGCACUCUCAACAAGUCCGUCAGCACUUCCUCCACCAUGUGCUCCCUUUGCUUGCCGCAUGUACCUCUAGCCAUCAGCAGAGCCACUCUCAGGUUCUUCGCAGCAUCAUACGCACCCUGGAGGCUGCCCACAGACAGUACCUGUACGGGCUGAUGCUCGUCGUUCGAGGCUUCCGCGAUGACGCACCCGCAGAAGCAGCCAUGACCAAGUUCAGGAGAGACAUGCACGCUAUUGUUGGUAAUUCGUGGACUCCGGAGUUAAUAUCUGUUCUCCGUAGUGUUUUGCAUCAUAGUCUGCGGAUAAUACUGGGUUCUAGUAGUCGAGACAAUGGCCUUGGACCGGGAUGGAGCCGAGAAGCCGAAGUCCCCAAGGCACGCGGUGAACUUCUCGGCCUCCUCGAAUCCCUGCACCAGGUUGGAUUGGGAGGCGACAAGUUUCAAGUCUUGUUUGCUGAGAUGAUGGAUGCCUGCAUGCAAGAAUUCAUCAAAGAUUCCUAUAGCAGAGUGUGGAAGGUAUCCAGUGGUCGACGCAAUACUCGAGUGCCAACAGGGCCUGUCUGCUUGAAUCACUUGUGCGACUGGGUUGAGAAGUGCUAUGCUCGGCUGGCAGUGGAAGUCCUCCACCGCCUUGGUGGCCAAGUGGCCUGGAACGACGUAGAGCGGUGGAGAGACGUAGCCACUGGGCGGCUUGCGACACUGCGGAUGCACGAGCUCUUUGAUAUUGUCCUACACUGGCCAGACAGCAAAGGAGGCCUCGAUGACUUGGCGUCUUCCGUGACUACACCUCAGCGUCGCCUUCAGCUCACAGAUGCCUUCUCGGCCACCCUCCAGGCCAGGCUGUUACAUCCCGGCCGCUCCACACUUGACAUUCUGCAGACUUACAUUUCCAUGAUACGAACAUUCCAUGCGCUGGACCACUCCAAAGUCUUGCUCGACAGAGUUGUGCCGGCGCUGAAAUUAUGUUUGUGGAACAGGGAUGAUGCCAUUCGCAUCGUCGUCACAGGCUUAUUGGCCAACCCGAACACUGCACAUACCGAGGAGAACCAGGGGAAGCUGGUGGAGCUUGCAGUUAUUUUGAACGAAACGUCACAGCAGCAUCAAGGGCGCGCUGACGAUGAGGAUCUUGGCUGGAACGAUAUGAGCUGGGUCCCAGACCCUGUGGACGCGAGUGUCAACUACAAGCGGCCCAAGAAUGAGGACAUCAUAGGCACACUGAUAAGUGCUCUUGGCUUACAAGAUGUCUUCAUCAAAGAGUUUCAAGUCAUUGUUGCGGAACGACUGCUUUCCAAGCAAACCGGCUUCCAGCAGGAGAUUAAGGUUCUCGGUCUGCUGAAGAAGCGGUUUGGAGAAGCAGCUUUACAGAACUGCGAUGUCAUGAUACGAGACAUUGUAGACUCCAAACGCGUGGAUUCAGUCCUUCGCCGGAACUUGAGAAGCGAUGGCGCACUGGAGCCGCACUCGCUCUCAUAUCAUUCCAAGAUUCUGUCACGUCUGUUCUGGCCGAGUCUACCUAAAGAUCCAUUUACUGUGCCCUUACCGGUAGCACAAGUUCAGAAGAAAUACGAAGCUGGAUUCGAGCAGCUCAAGUCUUCACGGAAACUCAAUUGGCUGGACCACUUGGGAUCAGCAACAGUCAGGCUGGAUCUCGAUGAUCGCUCUAUUGAAUUGGACUGCAAAACGUAUGAGGCGGCUGUGAUUUACGAAUUCCACCGCGACGAUGACGGAUCAGGGUCAUCUGGCCCGGCUCAAAGAACGUUUAACGAGAUAUGGGAGAAGCUCAUGAUUGACGAGGACCUUUUAGAGAGCGCCCUUAAGUUUUGGGUAUCUCAGCGAGUUUUGAGCGAUAUCGGCAACAAGACGUACCUGGUGCUGGAGACGCUUGAUAGCGAUACAGGAGACAAGGAGCUGGCGGAGGAUGACAUUGGAGCGGGCGGCGAUGUGGAAAACGAACAACCGUCACCAAAGAAGGCAAAGAGCAUGAGUGCAAAGGAAAAGGAACAGAGGACCGUGUACUGGCAAUUCAUCGUCGGCAUGCUGACCAAUUCAAGCCCGGCGAUGCCCCUUGGGCAAAUUGCCAUGAUGAUGAAGAUGCUCCUCUCCGACGGGUGCCCCUGGAGUAAUGAGGAACUGCAGGAAUUCCUUGGCGAAAAAAUUACAGAGGGCGAUCUGGAGCUUGUGGGGGGGAAAUAUCGACUACCAAAGAAAUGA
Messenger RNA from Trichoderma harzianum CBS 226.95, 2607 nucleotides. RefSeq lists its product as hypothetical. Gene Ontology annotation, molecular function: ubiquitin protein ligase binding. Gene Ontology annotation, cellular component: anaphase-promoting complex. The coding region runs from base 1 to 2607 and encodes 868 amino acids. Lineage: Eukaryota; Fungi; Ascomycota; Sordariomycetes; Hypocreales; Hypocreaceae. The transcript has 2 exons. Gene Ontology annotation, biological process: ubiquitin-dependent protein catabolic process. The record is from RefSeq and is a predicted model, not a curated record.